AUGAAGCUCCAGUUCACAGCCAAAGCCAGUUCCAUCCUCGGCCUUCUCCUAACACGGAGCGCGCAAGCCAGCUUCUACGUCUGCACCCAGGAGAACUUUGUCGGCCUCUGCCAAGAAUACUCGCUCCCCUACAACGAUUGUCAUGACUUCGAAAGCGGUUUCUUUAGAAAGGUCGUUUCGGCCGGGCCCGACCCGAAGUCCGGGAGCUGCACCGGCGCCGAGCUCAGCCUGCGCUAUCCCGGAAUGUUGAACCUGGGAGACUGGAAUAACAAGGCCGCAUCUUUCAACUGCGCCGCACAGUGA
Neurospora tetraspora is the source of this 303-nucleotide messenger RNA. RefSeq lists its product as uncharacterized. The coding region runs from base 1 to 303 and encodes 100 amino acids. The transcript has 3 exons. Lineage: Eukaryota; Fungi; Ascomycota; Sordariomycetes; Sordariales; Sordariaceae. The record is from RefSeq and is a predicted model, not a curated record.